This is a messenger RNA of Paramuricea clavata, 11400 nucleotides long. Lineage: Eukaryota; Metazoa; Cnidaria; Anthozoa; Malacalcyonacea; Plexauridae. The record is from the annotation of a GenBank genome assembly.
AUAAAUCAUGUGCUCUUCAAACAAUGUUGUCAUUCCCAAGCCGAACGCGUUUACGGCUUGUUUCACUUUUACAAACUUACACAAAACUGCAUUAACUGAGGAUAAUUCUCCUUUAAUACUGCAGUUUUAUACGCAAGGCAUAAAAACCAAACUUUAAAAUCGUCCGGGGCUACAAAUCGUCAAGAUGAUUCGACGAAGAUGUUCCGAUUUGUUCCAAUUUAUAAAACAACAUUUGAUUCUAUUCUUGAUUCUCGUCGGCGUUCUUUGCGGAUUUUUGCUCGGCGCUUUGCUGCACAGUACAGUACAGUCGUCCACGGAUCCACCACCUAAGGAAUUUGCUAUGUUGCUGUCUUUUCCAGGCGAAAUUUUGAUACGAAUUUUGAAGUUACUCGUGUUGCCUUUGAUCAUUUCGAGUGUUCUUUUGGCCGUGGCUGAACUAGACGCAAAACAGAGCGGGAAGCUUGGCAAACGGACACUAUUGUACUAUUUAACAACCACAAUUUUAGCCGCUAUCUUGGGAAUUGUCCUUGUUGUCAGUAUUAAACCGGGCGAAGCGAAUGUGAAACAUACAAAGCCUGAUGAAGGCAAUAUUGAACCGCUCGAUUCCAUUCUGGAUUUAAUCAGGUGAGGUUUUUGAAGCCUUAACUGUCAUGUCAGGAAUGCAGACAAAAAGAUUAUAGAAAACACGUCCACUUCUGAUCGUUUCAGCACACAAACACACGUUUGGAAAUAUUUCAAAUUUAUUAAAGCUAUUACCAUUUCCGUUUUACAACCAAUUUAAUUUAAGCUUGACAAUUUUACUAAUGAAAGAUGGUUUAAUAUUUAUAGCCACUGGUAUUACAGUUUUAUAUUAAAUAGCCAACUGGCUUGACUCCCUUAUAAAUAUUUUCGAUACAUUUGACACCUCGAUAUUUUGAGGAAAUUAAUUGUUCAUUUUUUACUGCCUACGCCACGUUUACAUAGGAUUAAAUUAAUCAUAUGUCCACUGUAUUGGUGAUGUUUUCACGGAUAUAAAUCCUCGUUGCUUAAGCUUUCGGUUAUAUAACCCUUGCCACUCGCACAACAUUCAACAACAUAUUUAUGUGCAAUUAAUGGGGUGAUCUAUUAUUCUCGAUUUUCAAUCACUUUUCAAAGCGCGAUUCCCAAGUUUGUUCGUGAAUAUAUUCCCAAUUACGUUUCUAAAUUUACAAUAUUGGUCUUGGCAAGUUGUUUACUGAAAUACCAAAGUAUUCAAACAACAUAAACUCGUCAUUUUCAGUGUUUUACUAAUAUAGCUAGCAUAUUUGACAAAUUAUUUUUAAGCAGUAUAGUAGUCCCUAUUCCGGUGCAAAAGCGAAGUUAUUUUUCUUCACAGCAUGCAAUUUCUGGGUUGUGUGGAAUUUUGUUUACCCAACCUUGAAUAACACUAUUAAAUUUGUGGAAACACUCAUAUCCAUUUCUAGCAUAUGGUUGAUUGCGCUGUUCUUGCGGUGUUGGGUUUCCAGGAAAACAGCUAAUCAGCUUGGGUGUCAAAGCUUCUAGCAUUUUCAACAAAAUUGUCUAAAUUUCUGACAAUUAAGGGUCACGUCCAUAUUCAUGUUGCCAUGCAUAACGUCGAAUCGACGUUAACACUCAAAACCCACCCACCCACCCUAAAUAACGUCGAACGUGGCAGUCACAUUCUUCAAAACUUUCACAAAAUUUUCAUUUUGCCACGAGAUUAUCGAUAUAAGUCGAGAGAAUUAAGAUAAACCCACCCACCCACUCAUAACGUUGAUUCGACGUUAUGCGUGGCAAUAUGAAUAUGGACGUGACCCCUAAAUACUAUAAAAUAAAAUCUCUUUAAUGCUCAGUAGCAUCUCUUUAAUGUGAUUUACACUGUGCAACUUUUGCCUAAAACUGUUGCAUGCAACCUGCUUAUACUGUCACAUGUAAGUUGUACUGUGUAAAUCAAGCAGUCACAACUCACCUACAACAGGGUAGGCAAGUUGUGUGCUUGAUUUACACAGCACAACAUAAAUUGUACUGUGUGUGAAUCGAAUACAUGACUCACCUACGUUGUUGUAGGUGAGUUGUUUGUUUGAUUUACACAGUGCAACUCAAGUUGCAAGCCAGUCUUAGGCAAAAGCUGCGUAGUGUAAGUCUGCCUUUAUGACCAAAUUUAUCCCUUCAAUGUAAUUUUAAUCCCAGUCGCAAAACCCAAAUCUUAAAAUGUGAAUAUUAUUCAUUGGGUAUUAAAAGCUUCAGUCUAUUGCUUAGCACACUAAUAUUUACAGGAAGUCCUGAGCUAACAGAUUCAAACCUUUGCCAAAUAGAUUAGACCAGAAAAAAUACCUCUAAGCAAACUUUCAAACAGUUUAUUUACAGUGAAAAUAUGGAGCAAUAGAAUGUCUUGAAAUCAACAGGUGUGCAGAAAUAUGGAAACUGAAGCAGUGCAUGGGUUAGGGCAAAGAAAACUGUUGGUUUCAGAUUUUUGACCAACCUGUUAAAUUAAUAACAAACAUUUUAUAGACAUAAUUGGAAAAAUCUCCCUCUCACAGAAAUAUACAAAAAUAUGCAGGGUUUUUUGUUAAACACAAAAAACCCUGCAUAUUUUUGUAUAUUUCUGUGAGAGGGAAAUUUUUACAUUUUGUUCAUUUUAACUAAUCAUGUCUGGUUGUUUUCAACUGCAUGGAAUCUUUGUGUUUGAGUGCCAGCAUUCUCCCCUUGAUGAGUAAAAUUGUCUGGUGUUAGACAGAGUAAAAUAAUGAAAUAGGGUGCAAUGUGCAGCUUAAUUUAAUUGGGCACAUUUUCAAAUUGUGUGGUCAACACAUUGAAUGGACUGUGCUGACAACCCUUGACAAGUAAAAUGGUUUGGCAUUAGGCAGAGUAAAAUGUAGGACACAGCAUGGUCAAAUGGUCAAUUUUUAACUGUGCCUUUGGGCUACCUGUAGUACUAAUUGGUGCCCAAAUGAAAAAAACACGGUUUAAUUCCAUGAAUGAUUAGUUUUCAACAUGGUUUCAAAAUACUGUAGCCAGGACUUUUCUUCAUUUUCUAGAAUUUACAAUAUGUAUCAUCGGAAUAAUUCAUCAUCUGGGGCAAUUAAAGCAGCAUAUUUUCAGAAAUACAAUCUUGAUCCCAACUUGAGCUCUUAAUCCCCAUGAGGCUAUUAAUUAAUCACUCUAUGGAAAUUCAUUGUCAUCUGUCAACAUGUCGCUUGAUAAUGUUAACAUAUAUUGAAGGUCAAGGGCUCAUUAUUUUGAAUCAUUAAAGUCCAUUAAAAUGCAUAUAUCUAGUACCUUUAUAUAAAGAACAUUGUAAAUGGUGCUGGAUCCCUAAUUUAGGGGCCCAUAAUUUUGAAUUCAUUAAUACAAAAACUAUCAAAACAUGCAUAUAUCUAGUUCCUUAGUAACUGUGACUGUCUUGUAUGUAUGCAUUAUAUAAAGAACAUUGUAAAUGGUGAUUGAACCCCUAAUUUAGCGGCCCAUAAUUUUGAAUUCAUUAAUACAAAAACUGUCAAAAUAUGCAUAUAUCUAGUUCCUUAGUAACUGUGACUGUCUUGUAUGUAUGCAUGAUAAGAACAUUGUCAUUGUGAAUGAUGCUGAACCCCUAAAGGCUAUAAAAUUCAAUUAUUUUUAUCAAAACACCAAUUAUAUCACAAGUUUUAUUCAUCAUGAUUUUAAUGAGCAAUCAAUUCUGUUAUAAAUAUCACAUGAUUUUAUAGUUAAGAGAGGCUCACUCGUUUUGAAUACAGGUAGUGGUAACAAAAAAUUCAGGUAGAUAUGAAACAGCAUUGAAGAUUUUAUUAUCUCUGCAUGCAUGAUCACCUUGCCAUUCGUGUGCUGCUGGUAAAGUUUUUAAUUUGACCAUUUUAUAUGGGAGUUUUAGUUGUAACUAUCAAAUUAAUGUUUUUUUUUAAUCUUGAUUUUAAAUAGGAAUUUGUUCCCUGACAAUUUGGUGGAUGCAGCUUUUACUUCAGUAAGAAAUAAACUAUUGUUUACUUUCUCGUGUGUAUGGUCAACAAGUUUUCCUGGACAAAUUUUGUUGCUUUUUUUCUCACGUCUGAGACCACCUUCUGUUUCCCAAAACCAUAGAAAUAUUUCUUGUACAUUUGUAAAGUUUUCCUUGGCCGCCGUAUACACGAACAAAUUUUCUUUGUCAAUUUUUUGCUGUUGUUAAAAGAACUUGGUAAAAUAUAAAACCGCAUUUAUUUUCUAUAGGUGAAAACCAAAUACAAAGAAAUCCCCACGAACUACAGUUUUGAAGAAACGAAAAUUGGAUCGAACUCAUCAGCGGAGGACAUGUAUAAAAUUGUGGGUUCUAAGAAAUUGAAUCCAUGGAUGUUCUUCAAGGGUAGAAAUGCGACGGAAAUUCUAAUGAAAGUAAAAUACGAGUACGAUGGCAUUGCGAAGGUCCCGGGCACGAAUAUGCUGGGUUUGAUCAUGUUUUCUGUGGUGUUUGGGUACAUUUUGGGAAGAAUGGGAGAAGUGGGACAACCUAUGGUUGUGUUUUUUAGAAUUUUAUUAGACGUCACUAUGAAUAUGGUUACGUUGGCUAUUUGGUAAGAUAUUCAGCUCAACAACUAAUGCGUAUUUUCAGCGUGCGAUAAAUUGCGUACUUGCGUACCAGAGCCAAUAUUACGGUGUGGUACUAGUUCUUUGUUUCUUACUUUUUGCUGGUACCAUAGGACCUUACCAAGCCCAAGAUAUUCAAUACCGUAUAUAGGUGCGUCUGACAUGUCUUGACAUGAGACACUGAUAGGAAUGUUGGAACCAAUUCUAGUAUUGGUGUAUACAAUUGUCGUCUUUCUCACAAGGCCAUAAACUAGACGCAACACUUGGGGGGGGGGGGGGGGGGGAAUUUGGUUCUGCCCUACUGAUUUCUUUUGAAAGCGAUUGUUUUUACGGUAUGUAAACAACAUGAAUAUAUGAAUAUGCCCCCCCCCCCCCCAAUUAUCGCGUCUAGUUACGACCCUGCCUUCUCGUUCUAAGUUGUAGUUUCAGGUUGCCGAAUGAAUACCUUUCAGAAACCUGGGGCGGGUUGUAUAAAAAAGUGAUUAAAGUUAACUAUAGUUAGUGGAAACGUCAUCCAAUAAGAAGCGCGUAUUUGAGAGUUAAGCCCGUUCUCCACUAGGCGAAUUUAUUCGCGCGAACAGAUAAAAAGUAGGAAGCGAUCCUACUUUUUCGCCGCGAAUUUUUUCGCCGACCAAUCACGUGGCCGGAUUUCGGUUUUCGCUUCGCGUCGCGCGAACAAAUUCGCGUAGUGGAGAACGGGCUUAAAUCACUAUUUAACUACAAAAUAGUGAUUAAAAAAGUGAUUAAGAGUUUUAUACAACCGGCCCUUGUACUUUAUGUACAUCAUUUUGAAGACUAAGUACACCUUGAGUCUUAAGUUUGUACCAGUUCAAGUACACGGCAAUAAUCAUUACAGUACCCAUCAGGUACGACUAAAAAUCUCGAAUUAUCGCACCUGGUAUUUUUACCUACUGGUCAUAUUGCUACCUUAAUAUUCACUGGCAUAUAAUUUCAAUGCAUUGUUAGUUCUAGUUUAAGAAUAAAAAUUUUAACUGGAGUGUGUAAAGGCACUGUAAACCAUAAUGAUUUCAAAUGUCCUUUAUUUCUAGGAUUUCUCCUAUAGGUAUUUGCUUCUUAGUAGCUGGGGCAAUUGUGAACGCCAAAGAUAUUGGCGACGUCUUCGAAUCGUUGGCACUCUACAUUGUAACAUGUAUUACCGGUCUAAUCAUUCAUUCUUUCGUUGUCUAUCCCUCGUUGUAUUUCAUAUUUACGAGAAAAAGUCCGUUCAAGUUUUUUUCUGGAAUGAUCGAACCUGCUGUUACUGCAUUUGGCACUUCGUCAAGGUACGUCAUUUGUACCCAGGAAAAUUCCGCUGUUGAGCGCGGCCGGAAAAUCCUCCAUCUUAGAAGGGGAACUGGGCAGAAUUGUAGUAUAGUAAUACUAAUAGCUUUUUAUUUGAGCAAAUCGUAGUCUAAGACUAAAUUAAAUUUACCCAUUACAAUGUUACUUUAGAAAGGUAAAAAGGGAAACAACUACAAGCAUUAAAACUAAGAAUAUAUACUGAAUUAUGAUUUGUGUGUGUGUGUUUUGAUGUUAUGUACUCAGGUGAAUCUCUCAGUUGGUUAAAGCCAUAGAUAUCUUCACUCACUAGAUAGUGCAUCUAAUUAUUCUGCAAUUCAAAAAUUGAAGCCGUGAUUGCCGACUCAGGAUAUUCCCAUGAAAUAAGAAGAUUGGUAUGUUUUCUAUUUCUUAAGCAGGGAACUUAAACAUUAAGUUAAACCUAUUCCAAAUACAUUUUUAAACUAUUCAAAUGAUGAAAGUUAUUGUUGUUUUUUAAGCGUUUAUUAGCGAGUGGGAACUACCAACAUGGCCGCCAUCUAUUCAAAUGGGGGUAACCGCUGGAAUAUUCUUGGCUUCAAUUUUACUAAAAGAGAUGCGCUAUCUAGUGUAUAUAAGAUAUCUAUGAUCAGAGUGCUGCACCGGAAUCGCUGGUUCAAUUCCUGCAAGAGGGCCUGAUAGUUUCAUUUUUCACAACUGCUCCUGUUAGGUAUAAGAAAUGUAUAAAGACUCGAAAUUUCCAUAAAUCUGAUAAAGUACUCCGGCUCGUGUUUUAAAUAGUACUUAAUGGUAUAUUUUAAUUUCUUGUGUCUGCGAGCCAUGUUUCCUGAUAAUACUGACAAUUUAUAACAUCAUCAUUUUUAGCGCUGCCACUCUGCCAGUUACAAUAACAUGUAUGGAAAAAAAUAACAAAAUUAGUCCAAAAAUCACAAGAUUUGUCCUACCUGUGGGAGCAACCCUCAAUAUGGAUGGCGGGGCUUUGUACGAGGCUAUCACAGCAAUCUAUGUCGCACAGUUGAACAAUUAUGAACUAACAUUUGGAAGGAUUUUAUUAAUUUGGUAAGUAAUGGUUUUUGAAUGUUGUAUGGUGUUAUAUUGUGCUAUGUAGCGUUUGUUACAUAGUGUUACACGCUGUUAAACAGUAUUACACGCGUAAAAUAUCACAACUUGUCAACAAGAUGUGUUCGCACUGCUUGUUCCCAGUUGUUGAUAAGGUUGAUGAGGCCAACAGACCCGCAACAAGUUGUUCCAACAAGUCCGAUAUCGUCUGCACGUAACAAGUUGUUAACAAGUUUAUGACAACAAGCUCGUAGCAACUUGUUACGAACAGCCUGUAUUAGUCUUGUUGGAACAAGAAAGUCUGUUACAGUCAUCAACCUUUUAACAAGGUGAUAACAACUUGUUCCAGACUUGUCACAACAACUGGGAACAAGCAGUGCGAACACAUCCUGAUAUCGGCUUGACAACAACCUUGUUACAACUUGUUUGCAGAUCUCUAACAACUUGUGCGAUUUUUUACAUGGUGUUACACAUUGUUCUAUGGUGUUUGUUACACAUUGUUCUAUGGUGUUUGUUACACACUGUUCUAUGGUGUUUGUUACACAUUGUUCUAUGGUGUUUGUUACACAUUGUUCUAUGGUGUUUGUUACACAUUGUUCUAUGGUGUUUGUUACACACUGUUCUAUGGUGUUUGUUACACAUUGUUCUAUGGUGUUUGUUACACAUUGUUCUAUGGUGUUUGUUACACAUUGUUUUAUGGUGUUUGUUACACACUGUUCUAUGGUGUUUGUUACACACUGUUCUAUGGUGUUUGUUACACAUUGUUCUAUGGUGUUUGUUACACACUGUUCUAUGGUGUUUGUUACACACUGUUCUAUGGUGUUUGUUACACACUGUUCUAUGGUGUUUGUUACACACUGAUCUAUGGUGUUUGUUACACACUGUUCUAUGGUGUUUGUUACACACUGUUCUAUGGUGUUUGUUACACACUGUUCUAUGGUGUUUGUUACACACUGUUCUAUGGUGUUUGUUACACACUGUUCUAUGGUGUUUGUUACACACUGAUCUAUGGUGUUUGUUACACACUGUUCUAUGGUGUUUGUUACACACUGUUCUAUGGUGUUUGUUACACACUGUUCUAUGGUGUUUGUUACACACUGUUCUAUGGUGUUUGUUACACACUGUUCUAUGGUGUUUGUUACACACUGUUCUAUGGUGUUUGUUACACACUGUUCUAUGGUGUUUGUUACACACUGUUCUAUGGUGUUUGUUACACACUGUUCUAUGGUGUUUGUUACACACUGUUCUAUGGUGUUUGUUACACACUAUCUUAAAAAGUUGCAAGCAUGUUAGACUCCUUAGUUGAUGUUUCGAGUGUGUCAAGCGUGUAAUGUUUGUGCUUGGAAAUCUGUGUGUGUUAAAUGUAAAAGGACUAGGUCCCUUGAUGGUGUUUUAAACUGUUGUUAGUUGUCAGUUUAGCCGUUUUGUAAUUUUGUUGUUCCACUUAGAUUAUUUCGUUAGUCAAUUAUUUGAUCGUAAUUUUUAUGUAAAUAAUUAAUGGUCGCCAUAGUUGGGGAAACCUGUGGCGAACUCCAUGGCAGUACAUUGUUGUAUUUUUAGUUGCAGACUCUUAUUAAAUCUUAAAUCUUUUAUGCUGUUUAGUAUCGUAGCCACGCUUGUUUCCAUGGGAGCUGCCGGAGUCCCUGCUGGGGGUCUAGUGUAUGUUAUUGUUGUGUUAGAAGCUUGUGGCUUGCCCACAGAUGAUAUUGGACCGAUACUGGCCAUUGAAUGGUUCUUGUAAGUAUUCUUGCUGCAUAUUAGCGACCUGAAGCCUGCCAGUUGAGUACCUAGUUCAGCAUGUUUCUCUCGUGCGCAGAUAGUUUUUUUGAGGGUUUAACUCUCGUGGCCUUGAGGAAAAUAUCUAUCGUGAUUGAUAUUUUUCAUCUCGCGAGGAAAAAAUCUCAACGUCUGCGGAUGUUGCGAGCUUAGUGCUGAGCCGCUUGGAUUAACUACACGCGUAAAAAUCAUCAUGUUGAUGCAAGUUGUUCAAAACAGGAGCGAACAAUGUUGUGCUGCACCCGUGAACAAUAUUGUUAACAAGUUGUUGAACCAUCGACAUUGUUGCAACUUGUUGACAAUCAUGUUAACAACUUGCAACAGCACUGAUGGUUGAACAACUUGUUAACAAUAUUGUUCACGGGGUGCAGCACAACAUUGUUCGCUACUGUUUGAACAACGCCGAACAACCUGAUCAAUUUUUACCCGUGUAGCCAAUGAGAAACCAUGAUUUCCUCACGUGACUUUGGUCAAAAUGGCGACGAGGGAAAUGUAAACUCUCACACAAACAAUGCUCGGUAAAAAUGUAUAGCUGUACUAUAAACCAUCAGGCCCAUUGUAUAUAGCCCUGUAUUUAAAGCCAAAUAAAUUACGUGUGUUUUAAAAUUUGUGAAGUUAACUACCAAUAGAAAGUAAUGAUAAAGUAUUUCGCGUUUCACCAUGUUUGAACUUUGUAUUUUUCAGAGAUCGUGUUCGUACGGCAGUAAAUGUGAUGGGAGAUUGUUAUUGCGCUGGCGUCAUGUCACACUGGUUUCAAGACGAGUUUGAACAUGGCAGUCCAGACGAGACAGAAAUAGUUAUUAAUAAUCACAACAAAUCUGAACAGACGUCAUUUUAGAACUUCACUCACUUGUGAAUUUUCAAUCACCCCAUAUAUAGUCAAUCAAGAUAUGCCACUGAGCUCCAUAUAUAUACCUGGAGUGAGAACUCGAGUAUAAAAAGUGAAGCUAAAGAUGGACGUCAGUUUUUAUUGUUUUUGUCUGCACGGUCUGCAAGGAGUGUGCCGAAUUUUCGUAUUUUGACUUCGAUUUAAAGAAUACUUUGGUUUUAUGAACUGACAACUUGUUUAGCGAUACGGUCCGUUAGGAAAAAAACUGGAAUUUGCUUGGGAAAAUGGUAUUAGAACUAUGUACGACCUUCAUAGCUACUGGACGUCACCAUUGAACUAUAAAUAAACUGGAAGGCUAACUCAGGGGGGGAAAUUGAAGCCAGUGCAUUUUAGUUUUUCUGAGUUAUGAGCAGAAAUACUCAACACUGAACGUUGGGCUAUAUACCAAAUUGAAGCUAUUGAAAAACGCUAUUUGGUGUAGAAAUUUCAAGACUUUAGCUAAAAGGGAAAUAUUGAAAAACUACAAACAUAAUUACCGAUAAUUUGCCGUUUUGCAGUUGUUUUUGUAUUUUUUUAAUAUUUUUCUUUUCGCUGAAGUCUUGAAAUUUCCACACCGAAUAGCAAUUUUCAAUAGCUUCAAUUUGAUAUAUAGCCCGACGUUUGGGGUCAAGUAUUUCUGCUCAUAACUCAGAAAAACUAUUUUGGCUUCAUCAAAUCAUAGGCCUUCAUCAUAGCAGUUAGCCUUCCAGUUUAUUUAUAGUUCAAUGGACGUCACUGGCCGCCAUCUUGGCUUCACUUUUCUUAUGGGCUGAAUGACUAAGUUCUCGCUCCAGAUAUAUAUAUAGAGAGCUCAGUGCGAUAUACUCUCUACUCUGCUGAAGUCCUUGUUGUGUAUUUUUCUUCAUAUUUUAUGCAAGCUUGUCUGUGACGAAGCCAAUUAAUUUUUACAUAUGGUCGUUGUUGUUGUUAUUUUUAUUGACACUCCCCUCAGUCGUAUUGUUGAAAUAUCAAUAAGCACAAAAUUUCAAAUGAUGGUGAAGUCCUACAUUGUUUCCUAGCCAUGUUUCCCGAAGAUGGACAAACCAGGAAACAUUGUUUCCUAGCCAUGUUUCCUGAAGGUGGACAAACCAGGUCCUUACAUUGUUUCCUAGCCAUGUUUCCCGAAGAUGGACAAACCAGGAAACAUUGUUUCCUAGCCAUGUUUCCUGAAGGUGGACAAACCAGGAAACAUUGUUUCCUAGCCAUGUUUCCUGAAGGUGGACAAACCAAGAAACAUUUUUCCUAACCAUGUUUCCUGAAGAUGGACAAACCAGGAAACAUUUUUCCUAGCCAUGUUUGCUGAAGGUGGACAAACCAGGAAACAUUUUUCCUAGCCAUGUUUCCUGAAGGUGGACAAACCAGGAAACAUUGUUUCCUAGCCAUGUUUCAAACCAGGAAACAUUGUUUUAGUCAUAUUUGCUGAAGGUGGACAAACCAGGAAACAUUGUUUCCUAGCCAUGUUUCAAACAGGAAACAUUGUUUUUAGCCAUGUUUCCCCGAAGAUGGGCAAACCAGGAAACAUUGUUUCCACAACAAUCACAAUUAGGAAAAUUAAAAAAAUUAAAGCAUCACAAUUUUACACUAUAUAUAUACAUAUAUUCAUUUUCUUAUAAAUCGCCAUUUACAGCAAUUAUUUUACAUAAAAUCUUAUCUUUUAAUUACAAAAUAUAUUUAACAUAUAUAAAAGUCAAAACUGAACAGUUUGUAAAGGCAAUGGAGGCCUGGCUCCCUCUGAUGUCCAAGACUGACCUCGCGUCGGCAAUUGUUGUUGAGAGGAAAAUAUGCUUGGCAGUCUGAAAACAAAGAUGCAUUUUAGUUUUACAGUAAUUGCAGUUUAUUUUUAAAUGCAUUUAGUCUACUCGAUUAACCAAUCAAAUUAGUAUUAG